Molecule: messenger RNA, 1924 nt
Organism: Canariomyces notabilis
Lineage: Eukaryota; Fungi; Ascomycota; Sordariomycetes; Sordariales; Chaetomiaceae
Exons: 1
Coding region: 495-1715 (406 amino acids)
Source: RefSeq, a predicted model, not a curated record
UUUGGGCUUAACUUUGAUCAACUGUGAAUGAAUGAGACUCGCAGGAAAGCGGAUGUUGUAAAACCCAUUGAACUACAGCUGUUGAUCCCAUGACAUCACAACCAACUACAGCGGCAGAUGUGUGGUAGGAACGCAUGGAAACAGUCGUUGCCAAGCCUCCAAUUUGGCUUGCGCCCCCUUUGACGCGCCAGUGGCCGUGGCGCUUGCCAGCAGCGACGGGGAGGAAUUGCCCAUUGGAGCCCAGAACACAAAGUACUACGAGUGACGACACCGGCUGUCACCCGUGCCUCCUGUCGCGGAUACCAUGUUGGUCCUGCAACCACAUAUAUAACGUUAUGUGACAUUCUGUUUCAGCCCACUGGGCAAGAAUUGUUAUCUUCUUUAAUUACCAAGAUUGAAUUCGAGUUUCCAGUGAAUUUGCUAGGAGCCAUUGCCCCUUUCCUGCCUCUGGAUGCAGAACAAGAUUUGAGUCCUCGCCCCUGAGCAGCUUCAACAUGAUUGACGAUAAUUCCAAACACAAUGCGGCCAACCACGGGCGAACUAGAGCCGGGUCAAACGCCUCAUCGGUAGUUCAAAGGCUGUCCCAAGAAUUUCAAGACUCGCGGCCGCCAGAAGGGUUUAUGGCCACGACUGGCGAGCUGGCUUCGACAUUGGCCGCUAAACGCACGGCGUCCGCGACGGUAGACGGGAAAGAUCGAACGCAGGCAGCUGAGCAUAAUGCAGAGCGAGUGUCAAGCCUUGAAGACGCACGACAAAUGGGCGUAGGCGCCAGCCAUACGCCAUCCUCAGAGGAGGCUACCCUUAAAACGCAAACUGGCAACGGCGCGCGAGGGCUAGAAUGCACCGAGCCGUUCGCGAAUGGCUACCACUUCCCGCCCAAAUACCCAUGGCAAGAAACGACGCGGCGAGGAUUAGUCUCUUUUUGGAAGUUCUUCAUCACGCCCAUGGGCUUCUUUUGGACCAUCUACGGCUUAAACGUCGUCGCCUGGGGUGGCAUGCUGUUUUUGCUACUUUGCAAUGCAGCCCCGGCCAUGUGCGUCCCCACCUGCGAUGACAUCGACUCGCCGCGACGCUUGUGGAUCGAGUGGACCGCCCAGAUCCUAACAGGUCUAUUCUGCGUCACAGCGUUCGGCUUCGCACCUUGGAGGUUCCGGGAUUUAUACUUUCUCCUCAGAUACCGGAUGCUCAAGGAUUACGACGGGCUGCGAAGGCUCGCUGGGAUUCAUAGCAGCUGGUUUCGACUGCCAGGUUCACAGGAGCUACCACUGGAUGUUGGGCCAGGCAACGUCCCGGAUACCAUUACCAAGUCCUCGGUGCCCAUCCCCGAGAAGAGCAUGGCCAAUCCUCCGUUGACGGGCGUGCGAGCUCCGGCGACGGCGGUGUGGAAGUUGGACUAUGUUAUCCAGUGUAUGGUAUGGAAUACCUUUGCCCAGUGUGGCCUUUGCGGCAUCAUGUGGGGUAUGAACAGAUAUGACCGGCCGAGCUGGGCUACCGGCUUUUUGGUGGCCAUCGGGAUGGUCAUCGCCAUGAUGGGAGGACACGCGAUAUAUCUGGAAGGGAAGAAGGUCAAGCGCAUCGAGGGUGUGCCAAUCACGGAGCAGGAUAUCGAGAAGCUGGCACGGGACAAGGAGCUGGGCAUUCCACACUACAACAACCUUGGGGACAAAAAGCCGAAACGGAAGGCAAAGGAUCUCGAACACGGCGGGGAGAAGUAGCGGUCGUGGGUUCUGAUUGGCGAUGGUGAUAAUAGGGUUUCCAAGUACACGAUACCCCUUGCAUUGUGUUUGGACAGGUAAAAGGGUUAGGGUUGACUGACAUGGGAUACAUUGGUAGAGACCAUGAUGCGAGCCACUGCAUUGUAGUUACAUCAUAAUCAACUGCCUUACCUAAUCCGAGGCGGGAAUUCAGAUUCCAGACUCUUUUG